CCUCAAGUUUUUUUUUUUUUUUUCUCUUCUCUGGUGGAGACGAACAACAACAGAAGAAAGAAAUGGCAACCGCAGCUCUCUCCGCCGCCCGACCCAACCGCCUUAGCUCAGCCUCCUCCGAUGUUCCUCUCCACCCGCUUUAUCUCCCUACCAAGCUCCAAUUUCCUUCCCGGAAGACUCAGCUGUGGCGCUCCGCCGCGAUUCUCUUACCCACACGGCGGCGAUGCGCUGCGCCUAGAGCUAGUUCUCGCGCCGACGAUUCUCCGCCGUUUGAUAUGUCUGUGGAGACUGCGCUUAAGGUUCUCGGUGUCUCUGAAGGAGCUUCCUUCGACGAAAUUCUUCGCGCCAAGAAAUCGAUCCUUGCUUCUCGUAAGGACGACCCCAACGCCAUCUCUCAGGCUGAGGCUGCAUAUGACAUGCUACUGAUGCAGAGCCUUAACCAACGCCGAGCAGGAAAAGUUGUAAGCAACAACAUUCGCUACGCUGAUGUUAAAUCUAGUAACCCUUUGGGAACAAGUACUGUGUCUCAGUGGCUGAAGAAUCCACCUGUCUCUGUUGAUAUGCCAUCCACGAGCGAUCUGGGAAUACAAGCUGGAGUCUAUGGAGCCAUGAUGGUUUUGACUUACGUGAACGGGAGUUCCUUAGAGUCUUCUGGGAUGCCUUACGCUGGUGCUGAUGUGCCCGGACUUAUACUGGCUAGCAGCUUUGGAGCUUCCCUAUACUUUAUGACCAGAAAGAACGUCAAGCUAGGGAAAGCAGCUGCGUUAACAGCAGGAGGAUUAGUGGCAGGUGCAGUGGUGGGAUCAGCCAUUGAGACCUGGCUGCAUGUUGAUGUGGUCCCGUUUCUGGGUCUCCACUCCCCAGCUGCAGUCGUUAGUGAAUUCAUAGUCUUCUCUCAGUUCUUGGUGUCUCUAUGCUUGCGGUAGAACUUUGUACAUUGGCUUCUGCAAAUUUGGCUCAACCUGUCACGCUGGUAUAUGUACUCCGUUUAUAUGCGUUUUGUACAGAACAAUCAAAGUAAACAACUCCU
This is a messenger RNA of Arabidopsis arenosa, 1030 nucleotides long. NCBI's taxonomy places the organism in Eukaryota, Viridiplantae, Streptophyta, Magnoliopsida, Brassicales, Brassicaceae. The record is from the annotation of a GenBank genome assembly.